CAAAGAACACCCCUUUUCAGGGUCCUGGAGGCGAAAUCGAAUUUCCAAAAAUGCCAUUAUUGGGGGGCUUGGAUUGCCAUGAUAUUGAACACCCGGUAAGAAGGAACCGCUGACUGACAGCGGUGCCUGGCAAAACCCGGGUGCCUCUCCCUUUUCUACUAAACUGCCGAUAUGGAACAAUCGGAUUUGAUUGCACUCCCUUGCUCCCCUGUCUCUCCAAUUGCUCGCCGGAAUUGCUCGCUGGUGUUAUUUUUAUUAUUUUUUUUUAUCUUCUUUUUUUUUCAGUUUUCCCUCUUCGUUCAAAAAAAAAACCAAGCGCCAAUUGCACCUUGCCGUUCCCACACACCAUACUACAUCACACACCACCCCAUUCAGACGUGGUUUUUAAAUUCCUUGCCCUCUUCUUUUUCUCUGCUGCACUUCCUAUUUGACCCGGCCCCGCUGUUGUUACCCUCGUUUCGUGCUCUCGCUCACACACACGCACACACACGCACACACAACCAUGCGCGUAACGAUAAACCGCCCGCUCACCGCCUCUUUUUCCCGGCAGGUUUUCUUUUUUUCUCUGUUGUAGCAAUUGGGGGCUACCUACCUGCCUGCCUGCCUACCUGCCUGCCUGCCUGCCUGCCUGCCUGCCUGCUUGACGUACGUGUUGCAUGCCCACCAAGGGAGCUAGUUUCUACCAUUCUGAGAGGUACGACGUCACCACCCUCCGUGCCCACCUACCUACCUACCUACCCAAUCCGCCUCCCCGCCCUUCGGCCCCGGCUUGCUUUUGUAACACGUAGUGCUAUGCGACGUGGGGUUUGAAGCUCUGUAUCGUUGUGUGUGUGUGUGUGUGUGAGGCAGGAUGUGACAAGGUCA
Molecule: messenger RNA, 864 nt
Organism: Lasiosphaeria miniovina
Lineage: Eukaryota; Fungi; Ascomycota; Sordariomycetes; Sordariales; Lasiosphaeriaceae
Exons: 2
Coding region: 172-810 (212 amino acids)
Source: RefSeq, a predicted model, not a curated record